UUCGGCUCUGUGAUGCUAGGGGUGGAUUAAAAUAGCCUGCUGGCCCACAAAUAAGCAGCAGUCAGAACUCCCCUGCGCAGGCUGUGCUCUGGGCUGGCCGUGACAUCACCAUUGCUGCAGGAGUGGAUGCAGUUGCUCACUGCAGAGCCCCCCCCCCCCCCCCAUCAGCACAGCCUGGAAUAGUAUCCACAGACAGAGUGCGUGCAGUCGCCGUGACAAUGGGGGACGUGAUGGAGCCCAGCUUUGUGCAGACGCUCGCUGCCAGCGUGACUCGGACCGCCAAGUAUCUGUCCCUCUCUCCCUCCUUCCAGCGGUGUGCCUUCAUGGCUUGGAUCAAGGAGAACAUCCGGAAGAAGGAGUGCGCCUACUACACGGAGGACGGCAGGGAGGGGGUCUGUAAGUGUGGCUACCCAAAGACUCACCAUGUUGAUGAGGCCAUCAAACCGGAGGAGUUCCUGGGAGAAUCAUGGGACAAAUACAGACACAUUCGGGAGGCCCCCACUGACGCGUUCGGAGAUAUCAGCUUGGGCGGCCACAAAGCGGGAAAGUACAUCCGCGUCUCCACAGACACCUCCUCUGAGACCCUCUAUGAGCUUUUGACAGAACACUGGAGACUCCGCCCACCUAACCUCCUCAUCUCAGUCACGGGGGGAGCCAAGAACUUUUACAUGAAGACCCGCCUGAAGGAGAUGUUCCGCAGAGGGCUGAUUAAGGUGGCCCAAACCACAGGGGCAUGGAUUGUGACGGGUGGGACCCACACAGGUGUGAUGAAGCACGUGGGCAUGGCCAUGCGGGACUACACUUUGAGUAGCAGUGCUUUCGAUGCCCAGGUUGUGGCCAUCGGCGUGGUCACCUGGGGAGUCCUGCACAACCGGGAACCCCUGGUCCACCCUGAGGGGUGCUUUCCUGCACACUACUCCCUGGACGAGCAGGGACAGGGCCGGCUCUCAUGUCUAGAUGUCAACCACUCACACUUCCUGUUGGUGGACGACGGCACACACGGCCAGUAUGGGGCGGAGAUCGCGCUUCGCAGCCGUCUGGAAAAGCUGAUCUCCCAGCAGCCCCUUGGACAGAGAGCCGAUGGCGGGGUUAAGAUCCCGGUUGUCUGUGUGGUGUUGGAGGGGGGGCCAGGCACACUCAACACUAUCUACAACGCCAUGCUCAAUGGCACCCCCUCUGUGAUCCUGGAAGGCUCCGGACGGGUGGCUGAUGUCAUCGCCCAUGCGGCCAGACUACCCCUGUCUCAGGUCAACAUCGCCCUCAUCCGCAAGCUGAUGAAAAGGUUUUUCAGUAAAGAGUAUGAGAGCUUCUCUAGCCUCAUGAUCAUCGAGUGGACCAAAAAGAUUCAGGAUAUCAUCAGGAUGCCCCACUUGCUGACGGUUUUCCGACUUGACGAGGAGAAGCACAUUGAUUUGGACGUGGCAAUCCUGCAGGCCCUCUUGAAAGCCUCCAGGAACUGCGACACCCCAGGGCAUGAGAGCUGGGAGCAGCAGCUGGAGCUGGCGGUGGCGUGGAACCGUGUAGACAUUGCCAAGAGUGAGAUCUUCACUGAGGAAAGCCAGUGGAAGAGCGUAGAGAAGAUACAGGUGCCAUCCACACAUGCCAGGGAGGAGCAAGCAAUCUCUGAAACAUCCACUGACCUUCAUCGGGCCAUGCUUUCGGCACUGGUGGGCCACAAACCGGACUUCGUGAAGCUGUUUCUGGCGAAUAACGUCAGCCUGAGAGAGUUCCUGCAUGAAGACACCCUGUGCGAGCUCUACGCCCACCUGGAGCCCGGCUGCCUGUUCCUGCAGAGGCUCAGAAGGCGCAUGAAGGCUGAGAAGGGAAACAGGAGUCAGCUGGACCGUCUGGGCCGGAGCCAGGUGUCCCUCCGGCAUGUUUCCGAGGAGGUGCACCACUUCUUGGGAAGUUUCACCCAGCCACUCUAUUCCCUAAAGAACCCCUGCGCUGAAACUCCCGAGGAGGACGUCUGUGUGACACUUCAGACCAAAGUGUCUGCAGACCUCCAGAGUUCAUCCACCGCUGAUGAAGAGAGGGAAGCAGAGGCACUCAGGGACCCCGGAAGAGACUUGUUCCUCUGGGCAAUACUGCAGAACGACAAGGAGCUGGCUGAGAUAGCGUGGGAGCAGUGCAGGGACAGCCUGACGGCGGCGCUAGCAGCUAGCCGGAUCCUGAAGAGGAUGGCCCUGGAGGAGGAUCAAGUGGGUGACGAGGCGGAGGAGAUGAGGAAGCUGGCCAAUCAUUACGAGAGGCAGGCCAUUGGAGUGUUCAGCGAGUGCUACAGCUGGGACGAACAGCGGGCCCAGAAGCUUCUAAUCCGCAUCUCCCCUUCUUGGGGCAGGGCCACUUGUCUGCGUUUGGCUUUGGAAGCUGAUGACAAGAGCUUUGUGGCCCAUGUAGGGGUGCAGGCAUUUCUGACCCAGACUUGGUGUGGAGAGCUAGCGAUGAGCAAUCCACUGUGGAAGGUGCUCUUGUGCAUGGCCUUCCCUCUGCUUAUCUACACUGGCUUCAUCAGCUUUAGGCGUGACGAAGAAAUCCUCAAGGCGUCUGAGCGGAAAAACAAGCUUAAAGACGCCGUAGCGGGCGCUCCGUCAGAUACGGGGUGGAAAGCUCAGCUCCGACACGGGCAGGUCCACAUGAACCUCAAGCCUCUGGACUGCAUCUCCCGCCUGGCUGGCUUCGUUAUGGCCCCCAUGGUCAAGUUCUACUGGGGCAUCGUGUCCUACUUCAGCUUCCUGGUGCUCUUUGGUUUUGUGCUGGUGGUUGACUUCCAGCUGACGCCCUCCUGGACGGAGCUGCUGCUGUACUUGUGGCUGAUGUCGCUGGUGGUCGAGGAGGUGCGGCAGCUCUUCGAUGAUCCCGACGGGUCUGGUUUUCAGAAGAAGGUCAAGAGAUACAUCAAUGACCUGUGGAACAUUUUGGAUGUGCUCUCCAUUCUGCUCUUCACGUGUGGGUUUAUUUUCAGGCUGAUCACGGCCACAUUCUAUGCAGGGAAGGUCGUCCUGUGCAUCGAUUUUAUCAUCUUCUGCCUCCGCUUGAUGGCCAUCUUCACCAUCAGCAAAACACUGGGCCCCAAGAUCAUAAUUGUCCGGAGGAUGAUGAUGGAUUUGUUCUUCUUCAUGUUCCUGCUGAGCAUAUGGGUAGUGGCCUUUGGAGUGGCCAAGCAGGGCAUCCUGAUCCAAAACGAGGACCGGCUUGAAUGGAUCAUGCGGGGCGUGCUCUACGAACCCUACCUCAUCAUUUUCGGAAACGUCCCCACCGACAUUGACCGAGUACAGUUUAGCAUGGACAGCUGCACCCUCAAUGGCAGCGACCCCCUCAAGCCAAGGUGCCCAGUGCUAGCCACUGACCAGACCCCAGUCUUCCCAGAGUGGCUCACCAUCAUCCUCCUCUGCGUGUACCUGCUGUUUGCCAACAUCUUGCUGCUCAAUCUGCUCAUUGCUAUUUUCAAUUACACCUUCCAGGAAGUACAGGACAACACAGACUGCUUCUGGAAAUUUCAGCGCUAUGAGCUUAUCAAGGAGUACCACAGUCGCCCAGCUUACCCCCCUCCUUUCAUUCUCCUGAGUCACCUGUACCUCCUCGUCACUCGCUUCCUGCUCUGCCGUCCAUCCAAGAACAAGCACAGGCAGUUCAAGCAGCAGCUUUCCCGGUUCGAGGAGGAGGAGAUGCUGUCCUGGGAAGCCCUCAUGCAGGAGAACUUCCUAGCCAAGAGUCGGCAGGAGCAGAGUCAGAGUGUGGAGUAUCGUGUCCAGGACACCUCUGAGAAGGUGGGGAAUCUCGUGGGAAUGCUGGAAGUGAACCACAACCGAGACACUGACUCCAUGACGAAGAGGCUGGCUCGUCUGGAGGAGCAGGUCUCACGGUCGGUCAAGGCGCUUUCUUGGAUAAUGAAUGCACUGAGGUCACAGGGCUACGCAUCUGAAGAGGAAGUGCCUUCACUCACCUCGCAGCGGAGCCACAUGGAGACAGACCCAGAGCCAGCGAACAAGCCCACCGCCGAAGGGGCUCCGUGCCACAUCAAGGCGCGGCAUCUCCACUACCCUGGUAGCCAGGUCACCCGCUUCCCCGUGCCCGAGGAGAAAGUCCCGUGGGAGGUGGAGUUCACGCUGUACAAUCCUCCUGUUUACAGCACCCAGAGGACCACGGACAGCCGAAGGAAGGGAACACCGCCAGCUGGAGACUCUGACGUCGCUAACUUACAAAAGUACAGGAACCCGGGAGGAAGGACUGGGCUGAUGGGGAGAGGCUGUCUGGACCAACUGGGCCCAAACCAGAUCCAUGACCCAGUGAUCACACGCUGGUGGGAUGGAGACAGCCCCACGUUGGAGUUCCUGGCCGUGUGGGAGGAGUCCGAGGGACGCUGGGCGAUACCAGGGGGACUGGUACAUUCAGACGAGAUCCUGCCAGAGAGGCUGGAGAGGAUUCUGGGUAAGAAGCUGUGCGACAAGAUCAAAGUGCGAAUGGCAGAGGACACCCGCCUGCAAACGGUGUACAAGGGAUACGUGGAUGACGACAGGAACACGGACAACGCCUGGGUGGAAACGACUGCCUUCAAUAUACACUUGGGAAGCAGCGCGUUGCUGGACGAGAUGAAUCAAACGGUUCAGCGCAGAUUGGUGACGAAGGAGUCCGUGUGGUGGAGGGAAGUGAGCAGCACCGCGCUCAUGUGCGCCCACCAUAAAGAAGUCCUCCGCCGUGUUGCCGAGCUUCACCAGGGGGCGCCCUGACCGCCUGUCCGUCACACACAGCACUGCCACGUCGCACACUAACGUUCAUUGCUUGCGGCCGUAAGUCAGUGGGUGUGUGGCCGUGUGCCUUUCAGUACGCCCCAGUACUCAACCCCCACCCUUCCCAGAAAACUAAAGAACAGCAUACUCCAUCCAAAAGACCUUGCCUGUCAUCUUCCACCGUGUUACCUCGACUGUGCUGCGAUUGUUCUAGAUGACAUCAUCCCUACAUGGGUAAUGGUGUGAUUUACACUGAAAGGCAGCCAGCCCCCUUUUAGCCCGAAUACAAGGCCCACAGGGAAAAUUGGUUCUGAAGACCCAGUGUUAUGUUUAGAAGCUUUCAUCAUAUAUGCAAUGACGUCUCCAUACCCAGAAAAGCUGAACUAUUAUAGUGCUUUUCUGCCACACCAGGUACUGUACUUUGGUAUGGUACUUUCUGUACUUUACCUUUUCCAUUGGUUUCCAGCCGAGUACCAGCACCAAAAGUUCCAGUACCCAAAGUACCACACCAGCUGGGGUAUGGGGUACUCUUUUGGUACUUUGGUGAGGGGCAUGCAAACGCUUUCUUUGCCGAUUGGUUAUGCAAAUAGCCUGCCACUGAAACACAAUACAAACACCAUCUUGAAAGAAGUCACGAACUUAGAAAACAACGAUAAAUGACGUUGACAAAUGAAGAGACCCAAGUUUUAAAUGCACUCAGGUCAGAAGAAUCAGAAGAAGAUCUAGAUGGCAUGACAAGAAAUAAAGAAGUAUUUGGUAUAAUAUACUAGGGCUACACAAUAUUGGGGAAAAAAAUAAAAUAUCGUAAUAUGACUUUGUUGUAAUAAAUAUUGGGAUAUUUAUAAAGCAAAUAAGGAAUUCAAAAUACAUUUCUCAUAAACACGUCAAGGAGUGAUUUAAACAGCAAGGAUGAAAAUGAUUAUUAUGAUUAUUUUUUUUAAACAUAGGUAAUCUGGAAAAGGAACAUUAAAAAAGGUCAUUAAAAUUGCAAUGCUUGCUAAGUUUUGUUUCCCAUGACUAAAAAACCUGUUUUAGUGAAAACUAAACCCCCCCGUGCUAUAAUGUCCAGACAGUAUGAAGAUAUGAAAAAGCAUGGUCUCAGUCUAGCUGUCGUGGUCCUUGCAAUGUGGGGACUGCAUAUGCAUAACAUGUGAUGUUAGAAUUAAUAUCACACAUCUCCCAGCCCUAUAGUAUUAUAAUAGCCUUUUUUUCAAAUUCAGCACAAAACACCUGCCUCGCGUUGUGAUGUCGUUAGCAAUGGGACCAGUUUUUAUGCCAGUGGAAAACCAACACUUUGAAGUACUAUAUUAGUUUGGUACCUGGUGCAGUGGAACAGCACCUUUAAACAUUGGUGUACACUGGUGCCACUUGUGUGAUAAUCCUGUCAAACAACAUUCUACUAUGUUGGAGGAAGAUAUUCAGAUUAAUUCAGCCCUCGAAUUUUGGGUUCGGUAGGGUUUUAAGGAAUAGAUUUUCAAUGAAUGAAUGAAUGAAUGACAUUAAUACAGCCAUCUUCAAGACACCCAAAGCGCUUUACAGAACCAAUGGGGAGCCGCUUCAACCCCCACCACUGUGUAGCCCCCACCUGGAUGAUGCGACAGCAGCCAUUCUGCAUCAUUUUAAUCAACACCUGCCCAAGAUCACAAAACUAGCUGACUUACUGCCUGGAUCAUGACUCCAAUAAAAUAGUUAAAUCCAAGGCUGAGGAAAACCCUGUCUGCAAGACUCCAAAUAAACACCAACACAGUACUAAAUGCAUCUUUUACAUUAUCUAAGUAUUAUAGCAGACAACUGAAUCCAUACAAAGCAUCUAGCAGUUCAGGUCCAGAAAGUACAAAUCCAGACCAAGAUUUUGCUUCAACCAACCAGUAGAGCAUAAAGUGUCACAGACACAGAGUACUCAACUGGUUUGUUGAAGCAAAAUCUUGGUCUGGAUUUUUACUUUCUGGACCUGAACUUUCCACCUCUGGGCAGAACUCAGUUUAGGUUGUAACCUGGCGCAAGUGCCAAAAGGCAAAGCAUCUGGUGCAAUUAAGACCAGGAACCUGCUGGUUUGCUGCAGUUUCAAGCUGUGUUUAUAACUCAGAAAGAGCACAAUGACUUUCAUUUCCCAGUGUGGGAUUAUACUGUCAGUUUGCGUGAGCUCUUUAUGUGCCAGUGCCACCCGUAACCUGUCCUGCUCACUUUAUGUCACUUCAAAAGCCUGCAGCUUAGUGGUUGGUUAUUUUCCAAAUACAGAAGGUCAAUGGUGACCAACAUUUUGUUUCAACCAACCAGAUGAGUGUAAAGAAUCACAGUCACAGAGUACUCAACUAGUUAAUUGAAACUAAUUGAAAUCUUGGUCUGGGCUUUUUGGACCUGAUAACCAGGGUUAUUGCAGCACCUAUAGCAGCUAAUGGAGGGGCACAUAUGAUCGAUUUUUUAAUGUAUACACCAUUUCACAUAAGGUGCACCCAUUUUUAUACUUUUGCCUUAUAUAUAUGUUACUUUUGAGGAAGUUAUAUAGUGAAUAGACAUAAUCUGUUUGUAUACAAAUACAGUAAUUAACAUCGCCUAUUGUUUUUGUAUCACUGGAAAAAUGUUUGGAUAUUGACCACUUAAAAAUCACAUUCGUGUGAGUUUUUAUAAUCCAUCUGUCUCCCAAGCAUUUAUCCUGGUCAGGAUUAUGGGGGCUGGGGCUUAUGUCAGACAGCACAGGGCACACGGAUGGGGUAUGCCACUGACUGUUCUUGUAAUCUUACUGAUAAUAUAUGCAUACACAGAUAUAUUCAGCUUAUGGUUAUCCUGUUCGGGACAGUGUGCUCUGUGCUCCUUUGUAGUAGACCCCACGUGCUGUGCUAUUUGUCUCACCUGUAUGUCACUUUCGACAAAAGCCUCUGCUAAAUUAAUAACUAUAAAUGCAAACCACAAAUAUCUUCAGCAUUCCUCACGUCAAAACAUCCCCAAGGUACUCUGGUACAUCAUAGUAUGAUCAACCUCGACUGAUUUGAUCAUGACGGAUCCCGGGAUUACAAUGGUGAUGGUACAACUAUAAAUAGUACCAGGGGAAAACGUGGAAAUACGAUGUUUGCUGUUUGUUAUUGUGCUCUAGGUUUCAUGUACAACCUGCUAAUCCUGUUCAAGCAGCUUCAUAGUCCGGAUUCUGGAGGAUUAACACAACCACUGCUCGUGUGCCACAUGUAGGCUUAUUGCGUACGAAGUUCCACAGUAAAGUGUGUCGUGUUUACAUUUACAUUGUUCCUGUGUCUUUGUUGUACAUAAAUGAAAUACAGAUUGUGUGUAUAUUCCAGCAGAAAUAAAAACGAGCUUUCAUCCAGGUU
Molecule: messenger RNA, 8050 nt
Organism: Paramormyrops kingsleyae
Lineage: Eukaryota; Metazoa; Chordata; Actinopteri; Osteoglossiformes; Mormyridae
Source: RefSeq, a predicted model, not a curated record